AUGGGUGGCCGCGGCCGCGGAAGGGGAGCUGGGCCGGGUACAACGGUUCGAGCAGUUGCCCAUGCUUUGGGUAUAGCCAGGCAGGAUAUGGCGGCCUACACUGCUCAACGGACAAUAGAGGAUCCUCCUGAUUAUCCCACUGUUCAACGAGCUCUCAUACCCCUGGAACUGACCAACGAAUUACAAUACAUUUCAGAAUUGAAGCUUGAAUUAAUUAACAGGUUUCAAGAAUCUCCAUUCUUUUUGGAUAAUGUUCAAGUAAGGGAUAUUAGACGGUAUACUGAUAAGUACAAUGAAAUCCAUCGGGAAAAACUUGAGCCAGGUCAGUUACUAAGAAUAUCGAGUUGA
Messenger RNA from Haemonchus placei, 348 nucleotides. The record is from the annotation of a GenBank genome assembly. Lineage: Eukaryota; Metazoa; Nematoda; Chromadorea; Rhabditida; Trichostrongylidae.